This is a messenger RNA of Danaus chrysippus (African queen), 6813 nucleotides long. The record is from the annotation of a GenBank genome assembly. NCBI's taxonomy places the organism in Eukaryota, Metazoa, Arthropoda, Insecta, Lepidoptera, Nymphalidae.
AUGGGAAGGUCUAGGUUCCCCGGUAAACCACUAAAAUUCCACAACAGAAAGCGCAUCAGCGUUCUAUCGGGCACUGUUUACCAUGAAACUGCUCCAGAGAAUAGUUCAGCCAGCCGAGGCUCGGCUGCCAACGACUUUUCUGGGGAGAAAGAGGAAGAAGAGAAGAAGGAAAAUAAUAGUGAAAAUGAUUCAAAAACAAACGGUGAUAAUAAGGUCAACAAUAAUUUAGAUAAAUCAGACAAUCAGGAUAACGCUGAAUCAUCAAAGUCUCCUGUCCGAACAAGGUCCCAUAAUAAAAUGGAGCCUCCAAAAAACGAUAAACCCAAACCAGUGAAAAAGACAGUAACAUUUGGUACAGUUGAAAGCUGUGAGGAUAUAUUCUUGCCAUUAAAGAAGGUUCCAAUAAAACAUCAUGCACCACUCGUGCCAAUUAUAAAGAAAAAAUCUGCACUCAAACAAACUGAAUAUUCUACAUUCAAUAGUAUUUUGAAACCAGCCAAGUUAACAGACCUGAGCUCCAAAUCAUCAUUGGAACCUCAAGAAGGUUAUUUAAGGAAGAACCUAAAUCCUUUAUCAAAAUCAACAAAUAAAUUUUCUCAAUUUAGUGAUAUCAGAAGUACUUCACCACCUCCAAGAAUCACAUCGCCUAUUGAAAAGAAGAAUAGCACUAAUAAAUUUGAAUUGCCCAUAAGGAGUAGUCAUUCGUCAAGAGUGAUUAAACCUAAUAAAAGGUUUAUCGACGGUGAUGAACAAACAUCACUCCCUAGUCUCUCCUCUGGCAAAGUUCUUAAGAAACCAAAAUUGAAGAGGCUAGUGUUCAACAACUUACAUGAUGACGACGACAGUGCUGAAGAUGAGGAGUUAGAUAAAACAAAUGAUGUUGAAAAAUCUCGAGAAAAAUCUUUACCUACAUCAAGUUUGUUUAAGGACAAAACAACAAAUUCAUUUUCAAACCUGAGUAACAAUGGUAAUAGAAAAGUUAUUAGAGACUUCUUUUCAUAUGAUAAAGAACCUGAGGGUAAUCAAGAUGAAAAUUCGAAUGUGGAGAGCCUUGAUAGGAUAAAGUCACCAGAUGGUAAUAAAGAGGAAAGGUCAGGACAUGCUAUGCGAAAGCUCAUGGAUAUUUCUGAUGCAAGCUCAACUAGUACUAGUGCCUCGGAGUCAGAAGAAAGCUGGGAUAGUGACAGCGGGGAAGCUACUGGUGAAGAAGGCGAACGACAGCCACCAUUGAGUCCUGAGAAAGAUAAGACAUCUGCCUCACAACUAUUAAGCGGAAAGGUCAUUAUAAGGGAAGCUAGGUUACAACUUACUUCUACAGCCACUUCCACAACUGGGCUUGAUGGACCAUUCUCAGCUUUAACAGCAGUAUCAUCCAAUAACCAACCAGCAACUGUGACUUGUGGGGUUUGUGGAGCAGUGAGAUUCUACAAAUUUGUAAGACAGGCAAGAAAAUUUGGAAUAUAUUCCUGUGAGUCAUGCCGAAAAUUUAUUUCAAAACUGUUGAAGAAAGACAAAAUGGUUUUACGAACAUCACCUGUGGUUACUCAUUGUGUGAGAGGAGAAGGCAAUUGUCAUGUUCCACCAGUAGUUCGGUCACAGCAGUGGAAAUUACUGAAGUGUACUAAUAAAUCCCGAUGUCCUGCUUGUUGGCUGAAGCUAUGUCUCAAAGCCUUCCAAGUUCCACCUCAUAUUAGAGCCACUUUGACUGCUAUGCUGCCGUCUUAUAUGAGAAGUGGAUCCAAACCAUCGGGGCCAUUGACUCAAACUCAUCCACUAAGAAUAGCAUCCAGUACAUCACCAACCCAGUCAACAUUCAGUACUUUGGCUUCUGAAAGUGAAAAUACUCUGUUUGCUGUAAAACCAGUUAAGAAACCGUCAGAUGACACAGAUAAAACUGAGGACACUAAAGCAGCUAAAGGGCUCGAAACUAACGAGGAAUCAAAGGAAGAUGCUAAUGCGAGCAGAAAACGUCGCAUUACUCGGACUAAAGUUAGAAAGAAAGAUAAAGGCGAGUCCAAACAAACUGAGGAUACGAAGCGACAAAAAAUGGAACUCAAAGGACCUAGAGUUAAACAUGUGUGUAGAAGUGCGUCCAUCGUCCUUGGACAACCAAUCGCAACAUUCCCCACUCAAGAAGAAAAGGAUAAAGACAAAACUCAGCAAUUAGAUGACGAUUCCACCAUGCUUAUUACUGACAAGGAUAGAAUUACGCCAGAUUCAUCUUGUGAUUCAGAACACGAUGUUGAGAAUAAACCAGUUCAAGUGGUACCGGAAGCAAUAACUAAGGAAAGUGAUCAAGAAGUAUUAGAACCCAAGAAGAGGAAGAUUGAAGUUGCUCCCAAACCACAAACCAAAAAUGAGUCCAGUGAAGAUGAGACUGUCAUGGAUAUUGUUCCAAGGAAACCUACAUUGAAACCUUUAACCAACAUCACUAAUGUACGCGGGCGUGCCCAGAAGUGUGGACAAAACAGACCUGAACUUAUUUGUGUUGAUUUCUGGGAGAGUUAUGACCCUGAUGAAGUUUGUAAUUCUGGAUUUGGUUUGAUUGGGACUAUGCCAUUCACUCUCGCCAAACUUUGCUUCUUGUGCGGCAGCGCUGGUCGUGAAAAGAUGUUAGUAUGCAGCAGCUGUUGUGAAUGGUACCAUGUGUGGUGUGCUGAGGAGGCUGGCGGGGGAGGGUCGUGGACUUGCGCCCGUUGCGUAUGGUGCGCUGCAUGCGCUCGACCUGCUGCAAGACUGCGCUGUCGCUCCUGUGCGAGACCAUACCACGCCGCUUGUCUGCCGUCUGCACCACCUGACCAUCGAAGUGACUGGCCACAGAUCUGCAGUUCAUGUCUAAAAUGCAAGAGUUGUGACAGCAACAGGGUGAACAAAUUUGUUGGCAGCUUACCUUUCUGCAGGCCUUGCUUCAAGUUACGUCAAAAGGGGAAUUAUUGUCCUCUUUGUCAAGCUUGUUACAGAGACAAUGACUUUGAUAGCAAGAUGAUGGAGUGUGGUUGGUGUGCUAGAUGGGUUCAUGCCAGCUGCGAAGGCUUAUCUGGUGAAGGUUACCAGCUUUUAUCUGCAUUACCUCCAUCUAUUGAAUACAUAUGCUGUAAAUGUAUGCCUAAUGACCCACCUUGGAGAAAAAUGCUAACAGAACAUCUCAAAGGAAGACUACUACAUCUUCUUAAAUUACUGGCCAAAAACAAAAAGGCCUGCGCCCUAUUGAAAUUGACGCCUCAUAAGAAUACUCCAGUUCCAAAUAAACCUUAUCGACUGAUGUCACCCCAGGCUAUAAGAAAAUUGCAUUUUGAUGGCGGGGAUGAGUCCAUGAAGAAUACGUCGGAAACGAAAGUGUAUAGAAAUACUUCAAGGGGACGAAGAAAUACACAAAAUAAAUUUGACGACCUCAAUUCGUCCCAAAUAUGGCACUGCUCAUCGCUAUUAAAUGACGUCGAAAUGGACAAAGAGGAAAUUCCACACACCACACAUAAAGUGGUUAAUCUACAAGAGCCUUUGAUGCAGAAUAAAGAGAUCUGCUUUUCAACUGGACUCUAUAGCAACAAGGCAGAGUUUAAUACGCCCUGUGUGGAAGUACACGAGAAUUACCCGCCACAGAAAACAGAAAAAGCAACGACCAUGUUGCCAACCCUUGAUGACAAGUAUGAACCAAUAUCUGAUGAUGAAGAACCUACGAAAACUUUCUCACAAGCUCGAAGUGAACAAGACUUAAGUCCUGCCAUAAUAAGACAAGCAAAUAUUGACGAUAGUCUUGAAGACUUGGGGAGGUUAAUUUCGCCAUCACUACUAGAUAUAAAGAAGAGAGUAAACAGUGAUGAAUACAUCUCUUUAAAAGAUUUUAAUCACGACAUGAAAGAGGUUAUUGAGAGGACAGCAAGUGUAGAUCUGACUUCAAUAUACAAAGAUUUGUUCUCUGAAACAUUUCCUUGGUUUGAUUGUGAAAAUAAUUGCCUUCAGCCAAACUUGGAAGUAGAGGGCGAACAGGAAGAGACUGAUUCAAUUAAAGACAUUGAAAUGACGGAUACAAAGGGGAUUAAGAACACUACGCAAGUGGAAAGAACUCUUGAUCAAAUAGUUCCUAAGUUGGAAUCUGUCAGCCAGAAGGAAGAAACUGAAAUAUUAGAGUUUUAUCCAAUGGUUGACUCUCGUAUUUGCGUUUUGUGCAAAACUUGUGGCGAUGGAUCACCGGCUAUGGAAGGUCGACUAUUGUAUUGCGGGCAAAAUGAUUGGAUACAUGCCAAUUGUGCUUUAUGGUCUGCAGAAGUGUUUGAAGAAAUUGAUGGUUCACUUCAAAAUGUUCAUUCAGCAAUAUCAAGAGGGAAAAUGAUCAAAUGUGCAGAGUGUGAAGUUAAAGGGGCUAGCGUAGGUUGCUGUGCCAAGAAUUGUAGUGAAACAUAUCAUUAUGCAUGCGCAAGAAAAGCAUCAUGUGCAUUUAUGGAUGACAAAAGAGUAUUCUGUCCCACUCAUGGAAAAGAUGUACCGAAGAAAAGUCUACAAAAGAACGCAGAUUUUGAAUUGACUAGACCAGUUUAUGUUGAACUAGAUAAAAAGAAGAAAAGAUACACGGAAAUAAACAAAGUACAAUUUUUAAUGGGUUCAUUAACAGUGCACAGCCUUGGCAAGAUUGUACCAUCAGUGUCUGACUAUGAAGAUUUCCUAAUGCCAGUAGAUUUUUCUUGUAGCCGACUGUUUUGGUCAUGUAAGAAACCUUCUAAAAUUGUUCGCUAUACAAUUAAGACUAAACUAAUACUGGCUGAACCCAUGCCUGGAUUCGAUUUUGGCGUCAACAUAACUGUUGAUCAUUCUAUGGAUGUACAAGUUGUAGAUCGUGUAAUGGCAGAAAUUGGCGCAUGGCAUGAGAGCAUAGAAACGGGUUCUAGUAAAACCGUUCUUAUGUUAAAGAGUGAUAAAUCGCCUAUUAAAUUCGGAAAAACUGUUACGCUCGAAGAUUUGGCUGUAAAACAAGUCGUGGAAUAUUUGCUGGAUAAUCUUUGCAAGCAAGAACAACAAGACGAGGAGGAACCGCAAAACACCGCGGACCUGUUGCCUCCUGAAGUUAAAGAUGCUAUAUUUGAGGAUCUAAAUCACGAUCUCCUCGAUGGUAUAUCUAUGCAAGAUAUUUUCCCUAAACUCAUGUCCUAUGAGGAUCUGGCAGGUAUAGAUUUAAAAGGCGAGUUUUAUGGCGCUAUAAGUCAAUCAGACGACAAAUCAGAUUCUCGUUCCAGUGAUUUUAUUGAUGAACUGCUUAAUGCUCGUUUGGAAUCUGGAAAUAAAGAACUUAAACGGAGUAAAUCCGAAAUGUUACUACAAAACCACAAUCUAAAAUCUCUGACAACAGGCCGCGGGCAACAAAGAUCGUCAAGUUUAACCUGGAAUAAUAAAUUUGACACAAGCUUACUUUCUUCUACCAUAAAGAGAUGCAAGAUGGGAAAGACAUCGACCGUGACUGGAAAACUGAGUCCUAUUCAGCGAAUUAUAGAAAAUCCACUAGAAACUAUAAAAGAGAUAGAAAGAAGCAGUGUAGACAAGAAAUCUAAACCUGAAACUAGUACUAGCAUUUGCACUGAAACAGGCCAUUCGUCUGGCCUCAAUUACAGAACAACAUCGCCUAAACAAAAAGAAGAAUCUAAUGCAGAUAAAAACGAUAAAUCUGAAGGAUAUUAUACUGACGUCAUAGAUUUUUAUACUAAAAUCCAAUGUAGUCCUAUAUCUCAAUUGGAUGGUGCCGCUGAUUGGUCAGGGUCUGAAAGCAAUUGUAGUUCACGACCAAGCAGCCCUCAAGAUGACUUUACGAAUAUUCAACAACUAGAUGGGGCUGAAGAUCAUCAUCCUUGUGACAAUGCACCCAAAAAUCAAAACAAUCAGUUUCUGUAUAGAGCUAGUGGUACUGAAAGUACAUAUACUGUGACCAUCGCUGGUAACUCUAUUAGUGGACAGCCGGAACUUGUCAUGAGACCGCUUGACGACCCUUCUGGUAAUUCUGGACAAGGAGAACAAUUAGUGAGAUGCGAUAGAUGUCAAUGUACAUACAGAAACAAGGAAUCCUACGACCGCCAUAUUCCAUCGUGUGACAUGAUGUCGACAAGUGAAAGUGAAAGCGAAAAUCCUAAAUCUCCUGAAAACAGAACUCUAACUACCUUGCAAAAUGCUUUCCAAGGAGCAUUUGCCCAACCAAUGAUUAUACAUGCAGGUGUCGUAAGUAACACCGAAAAUACUGUAAAGGCAGAAGGUAUUUCAGCAAGAAGAACCAGUAUCAAUACUAGACAAAUCACUAUCAAUGGAACCAUAGUGGAAACUCCAUCACCCGGGCCAUCAAAUGAAAUGACAAUGACAAUUACAGAGCAAAUGAAAUCUGGAACGGUUAUAUUUGAUCAAAGCAAGACUACUAAUGUUCAGGUAUCGGCCAACCAACAAGUUUUAUCAUCUCCACAGAUUGUUGUUACGCCUCAAAUGUUACUACCACCUAAAACAAGUACCUCUGCUGGACAAAAAAUGAUGGCACCACAAAUAAUCACACAACCUGGACUUUUACCAUAUAAUAUUUGUGUUAAACCUGGAACUAGCAAUGCAAAUAUACAGCAGAUUCAAGGGACUGAUAUGACACAAUUACUAACUGGUGGCGGUGGUAUUCAAGUACUGACUUCCAACUCAAAUCAAGUCUUGACUAUACCAAAUCAAGGAAUGAUACAAGGAAAGAAUCAGGUUGCAAACUUUCCAAAUAUGGCAAGUGCGUCUUCUAUCACCUUACCUGUAAAUUCUAUUCAGGGUAUGCCUAACACGUCGAUAAUACACAAAAUAUUCAACCCAUGA